UUUUGGAUUUCAGGAUCCAGGAGAUGCCCAUCCUCAAGGCAGCCAAAGAAAACGAUGUGGAUCUGCUGAGGGAGAUCUUUGCAUCAGAAAAAUGCGAUCCUUUCCAGAGAGGAGUAUUAGGGGAAACAGCCCUUCAUUUGGCAGCCAUGUAUGACAACCUGGAGGCGGCAGACAUCCUGUUAACAGAAGCUCCGUUCCUGCUCAACCUCCCCAUGACCUCUGAUAUCUACCAAGGACAGACAGCGCUGCACAUUGCCUCUGUCAAUCAAAACAUGAAUCUGGUGAAGAUGAUGAUACAGAGAGGAGCCGACGUUUCUACUCCCAGGGCCACUGGCAAAUUUUUCACUUUGAAGCCUAAGAAUCUCUUCUAUUUUGGGGAACACAUUUUAAGUUUUGCUGCUUGCGUGGGAAAUUUCAACAUUGUCAAGAAGCUUGUGGAGAAUGGGGCCAACCUUCGUGCUCAGGACUGUUGGGGAAACACCGUUCUGCAUAUUCUGACCCUGCAGCCCAAUAAGUCGGUGUCCUGCCAGAUGUACGAUCUCCUCCUGUCUCUAGACUCAGAGCAGAAGUACCCUCGCCUGGACAAGGUUCAGAAUAACCAGGGUCUCACACCGCUCAAGAUGGCUGCGGCUGAAGGCAACGUCACUAUGUUCCAGCACAUCCUGAAGAAGGGCAUCAAAACCCUGCAUUCUAUGGGUCCAAAAUCUUACACUCUAUAUGACUUGACUGAGAUCGAUUCCUGGGGGUCUCCAUGUUCUGUGCUCCAUCUGCUCGUUACCUCUAAGAAGGCUGAGGCACGACGGAUCCUGGACAUCUCCCCAGUAAAAGAGUUGGUGCACGAGAAGUGGCAGAGGUUCGGACGCCCCUACUUCUGGUUACUGGCUGCUGUCUACGUGCUGUAUAUGAUUUGUGUGUCUUUGUGCUGUGCUAACCGACCUCUCAAACCUCUAGCGACCCUCCCAACCAAUCCCCGGGAUAUAACAGUGCUACAACAAAAGGACCUUCUGGAGUCUUACACCACACCUGCGGAUGAGCUGCGAUUAGUGGGAGAAAUGAUCUCCGUUAUUGGGGCGCUGGCGAUGUUGCUCUUGGAGAUCCCUGUACUGAUGAGUACCCGAAUUAUCUCCUUGCCCCAGGACAUGGUUUCAGGAGGAUUAUUUCACUUCAUUCUGGUCAUCUUCUGCUGCUCAGUACUGCUUACACUUGCCAUGAGGAUCACCAACACUAAUGGAGAAGUGAUCCCUAUGUCCGUGGCUCUGGUGUUUGGCUGGUGCUAUACCAUUUAUUUUGCUCGUGGAUUUGGGAUGUUGGGACCUUUCACUGUCAUGAUUUACAAGAUGAUGUUUGGAGACCUCCUGAGGUUUUUCUGGCUUAUGGUGAUGGUCAUUGUAGGCUUCGGCACAGCUUUAUAUAUAGUGUUCCAGACUGAGGACCCCGCACAUAUGGGAAUAUUUUUCAGCUACGCCAUGUCCCUCUACAGCACGUACCAACUCUUCGUCAACGUCAUCAACUCCCCAGCCAACUACAGCGUCAACCUCCCGGUGAUCUUCAGCUUUGUCUACUUCCCCUUUGCUAUCAUUGCAAACCUCUUAAUGAUGAACCUGCUAAUUGCAAUGAUGGGAGACACCCACUGGCGGGUGGCCCAGGAGAGAGAUGAGUUGUGGAGGGCUCAGCUUGCGGCCACCACCGUGAUGUUGGAGAGCCGGAUUCCACAAUACUUCUGGCCUCGCCUCGGCAUUUUUGGAUCAGAAUAUGGCCUUGGAAAUCACUGGUAUUUAUGCAUUGAGAAAGAACGCCAGGAUGACGAGGAGGCUGUAUCGCCACAGACGUGCCAGGAUACUCAGACUGUCAGCAAGGACUCCGCUGCUUCUGCAAGCAACGACAACAAGGAUAAACUACUACCCAAAGCCCAGAGGAGGUCCAGCAGGGGGUGGCAGAUCCUUCGCCAGGCAACCAUUGACCAAUUACAGGGCACUGCUACACUGCCUAGAGACAUAGACCAAAAGGUCUAUUAUAUCUAGUAAUACGCAUGCACUGGUCCCCUACACACAGCACUGACAGCCGUUUUAUAGGUGAAAUAGAAUUUGUCAUGAUCAAUCAUGUUAUCUUAUCCCAAAAUAUGAUACUGUUCAUAAAUGCAUAUUUUGUAUGGAAAAUUUUAUUUUCAAUCUGUAUGGAAAUUGCAAUUCUAUAAUUAGCAAUAAACCUCACACGUCAGAUGCAUCCACGCGCCACUCCAGCACACUUAUCUUAUAAAAUAAAGACACAACAACUGUAAUUGG
Messenger RNA from Pseudophryne corroboree (corroboree frog), 2282 nucleotides. RefSeq names its product transient receptor potential cation channel subfamily V member 6-like. Gene Ontology annotation, cellular component: plasma membrane. Gene Ontology annotation, biological process: calcium ion import across plasma membrane. Bases 24 to 2021 code for a protein of 665 amino acids. The record is from RefSeq and is a predicted model, not a curated record. NCBI's taxonomy places the organism in Eukaryota, Metazoa, Chordata, Amphibia, Anura, Myobatrachidae. The transcript is spliced from 14 exons. Gene Ontology annotation, molecular function: protein binding; calcium channel activity.